AUGACUCAUAGCAAGAGGCUCCAGGAAGUCGCCGAGGAUGACAUCUCCUUCACGAAAGAAGACGCCGAUAGACUUCUUCUGCCGCACAACGAUGCCCUAAGAGUUCUGGAACAAGCCAAGCUAACUGGAAGCAUCAUUCAGGCAACAAAGCUCCUCGUCGGGUUCAACUUAGCAAGUGUGACAACCAGAGGGGAGAUCUUGCUGUCUACUAAUGCCGAAGGGGUCACAAAGAUCACUUUAUUUGAAGUUGUGGACGGUGACAUGGGCUACAACAUAAUUCUCGGCAGACCAUGGUUACAUGAGAUGAAAGCCAUUCCAUCAACAUAUCACCAAAUGUUGAAAAUCCUGACUCCAGAGGGAAUAAAACAAAUAAGAGAGGAUCAACCGGCAGCAAGGGAAAUGAACGCGGUAUCGGUUUCCAAGAGUAAAGGGAAGGAACUCAACGCAUAA
Molecule: messenger RNA, 450 nt
Organism: Nicotiana tabacum (common tobacco)
Lineage: Eukaryota; Viridiplantae; Streptophyta; Magnoliopsida; Solanales; Solanaceae
Source: RefSeq, a predicted model, not a curated record